Trichomycterus rosablanca is the source of this 5605-nucleotide messenger RNA. RefSeq names its product intercellular adhesion molecule 5 (gene icam5). NCBI's taxonomy places the organism in Eukaryota, Metazoa, Chordata, Actinopteri, Siluriformes, Trichomycteridae. Gene Ontology annotation, molecular function: integrin binding. The transcript has 15 exons. Gene Ontology annotation, cellular component: membrane. Bases 1 to 3735 code for a protein of 1244 amino acids. The record is from RefSeq and is a predicted model, not a curated record. Gene Ontology annotation, biological process: cell-cell adhesion.
AUGAUGUACAGAGGAGCUUUAUUUCAGAUUUUUCUUGCUUUCUUCUACUUUUGCGGACACAUACAAGGGACAAAUGUCUCAGUCUUACAGAUCGAACCAGAUAGCGUUGUGGUCGAACACGGAAGUUCAGUCUCUGUGAACUGUAGCACAAACCUCAAGCAUCAGGGGAUGGGCUGGGAGGCAACCCAGGGAUCAGUGCCUCUAACAGAACAUGUCCAGCUCAUCACUUGGAAGUUGGAGAGCCUCCAGGACUGGAACAUAAAACCAAUUUGUUAUGCAAAUUUUCUUAAUGAUAAGCAAGUGGAAUCUGAGCUUAACAUUACAGUGUACAAGUUACCAGAUAGUGUUACUAUCAGUACUGUUGGUCACUCAGGUCCCAUGAAUGAAGGCCAACAGUAUGAACUCCAGUGUGAUGUUCAGAACGUUGCUCCUAUUCACCUUCUUACAGUGAACUGGUACAAAGGAGAAACUCUGCUGGCAAAUAAUUCAUUUACUGACCCCAACAAGAAACCAGUGAAUGAGUCUGUUACACUGCAGAUCACCCCCAACAGAGCAGAUGAUGGAGCUCAAUACAGGUGUGAAGCAAAGUUACAACUGGGACCAGAUGGACCUCAUCCUGCUCCGACAGUAAAAUCAGUUCUUCUCACCAUUACUGUGUACUAUGGCCCAGAGAUUUCAUGUCCAAGCAAUAUUACAUUUUUAGAAGGUGAACCUUUUAAUCACAAUUGCACAGCUAAAGGUCACCCACAACCUGAAAUUACAUGGUGGAAAGAUGACACCGCUGUAGAUUUACCACAGAAGGUAUUCAGACGUGAUCAAGGGCAGUACACCCUAUUAGCAAACAACACUAAUGAUAUCAGUCACAAACUGGAGGUCAUGGUGGUCUAUCCACCCUCUGAGAUUUCAGAGCUAGUGAAUACCCCAGUAAAUCGUGGAGAAAAUGUGACGCUAAAGUGCUCUUCUUCUGCCAAGCCUCGUCCAGAAUACGAAUGGCGCUUUUAUGAUGCAUCUAAUGUGCGGUAUGAGAACACUGAUGGAGUCUCGCUCCUACACAUAAAUGCUGCCAAUGGACUCAACAAUGGCAAUUACACCUGCAUUUCCUCCAACGACCUUGGAAAAAAAGAGCUCACUGUCAGAGUGGAUGUGAAGGGUGCAGAGGCUGUGUGCCCGCUUACAAUCAGCCCACCCCAUGUAGUGAUGGAGCAUGGCCAGUCUACUGAUGUGAAGUGUACUGCCUCCAGUAAUCAUUCUCGGUUGCACUGGAAAUUUGUAGAUUCCUUAACUAAUAGCAGCACGUUACACAUGACCUACUUACAGCUUUUGGAUUGGGAUGAAAAGCCAUCAUGUUAUGGAGAAUUUAUAGGGCUUGACAGUUGUCGUAAACUUUUGAAUGUUACUCUCUUCAAACGUCCAGAUAUGGUUACUAUCAGUACUGUUGGUCACUCAGGACCAAUGGUUGAAGGCAACCAGUAUGAACUCCAGUGUGAUGUUCAGAACGUUGCUCCUAUUCACCUUCUUACUGUGAACUGGUACAAAGGAGAAACUCUGCUGGCAAAUAAUUCGUUUUCUGACACCAACAAGAAACCAGUGAGUGAGUCUGUUACACUGCAGAUCUCCCCCAACAGAGCGGAUGAUGGAGCUCAAUACAGGUGUGAAGCAAAGUUACAGCUGGGACCAGAUGGACCUCAUCCUGCUCCGACAGUACAAUCAGAACCUCUCACCAUUACUGUGCACUACAAACCUGUAAUAUAUGGAGAUAAACUACCAGCAACUGUACCAGUGUUUGAUGGCUAUCCAAAGAUGCUUGCAUGUAAGGCUGAUGGGAAUCCAAAACCCACUAUUAAAUGGCUCUCUGGCUCUGAGAUCAUAUCUGAAAAUGAAAACUUGACCAUAACGGACAGUGAUGGCAUCUUCAUUUGCUCUGCAACUAACGUUAUAGGUACUGACUUCAGAGAAGUCCAGGUGAUUGUGAAUGUCUUACAGAUCAAUCCGAAUAGCGUUGUGGUCGAACACGGAAGUUCAGUCUCUGUGAACUGUAGCACAAACCUCAAGCAUCAGGGGAUGGGCUGGGAGGCAACGCAGGGAUCAGUGCCUCUAACAGAACAUGUCCAGCUCAUCACUUGGAAGUUGGAGAGCCUCCAGCACUGGGACAUAAAACCAAUUUGUUAUGCAAAUUUUCCUGAUGAUAAGCAAGUGGAAUCUGAGCUUAACAUUACAGUGUACAAGUUACCAGAUAGUGUUACUAUCAGUACUGUUGGUCACACAGGUGCCAUGAAAGAAGGCCAACAGUAUGAACUCCAAUGUGACGUUCAGAACGUUGCUCCUAUUCACCUUCUUACAGUGAACUGGUACAAAGGAGAAACUCUGCUGGCAAAUAAUUCAUUUACUGACCCCAACAAGAAACCAGUGAGUGAGUCUGUUACACUGCAGAUCUCCCCCAACAGAGCAGAUGAUGGAGCUCAAUACAGGUGUGAAGCAAAGUUACAACUGGGACCAGAUGGACCUCAUCCUGCUCCGACAGUACAAUCAGAUCCUCUCACCAUUACUGUGCACUACAAACCUGUAAUAUAUGGAGAUAAACUACCAGCAACUGUACCAGUGUUUGAUGGCUAUCCAGAGAUGCUUGUAUGUAAGGCUGGUGGUAAUCCAAAACCCACUAUUAAAUGGCUCUCUGGCUCUGAGAUCAUAUCUGAAAAUGAAAACUUGACCAUAACGAACAGUCAUGGCAUCUUCAACUGCACUGCAACUAAUGUUAUGGGUACUGACUUCAGAGAAGUCCAGGUGAUCAUGAAAGGCAGGUGUCCGCUUGAGCUCAGACCUCCUGAAGUGGUGGUGGAGUAUGGAUCUUCAUUUUCGGCAGACUGUUUCACUACCAGCGGUGAGGGAAUAGGUUGGACAGUGUCUCAGGGAGCAGUGGAAAUAAUGGAUAGUGUCCAGUCCGUUACUUGGACAGUGAAGAGCCUCGUGCAGUGGGACAUAAAGCCAUUUUGCUUUACUUCUGUGAUGGAAAGGUUGUGCUCGCUCAGCCUCCCAGUCACUGUUUACAAAACUCCAGACAAGGUGUCCAUCAGCACCGUGAGUCACAUAGGGCCGAUGACUGAAAGCUUGCAGUACGAGCUCCAGUGUGACGUUCAGAAUGUGGCUCCUGUUCACCUCCUCACCGUGAACUGGUACAAAGGUCAUCAUCUAGUGGCAAAAACCUCCUUCUCUGAUUCCACCAAGACCCCAGUGAACCAAUCUACGAUAUUCCACAUCACUGUGAACAGAGUCGACGACGGAGCUCAGUACAGGUGUGAAGCUGAGCUGCAAGUGAGCAGGAAUAGACCUGGAGCUCAGCCUACUUUCAAAGUGUCAUCGCAGGUUCUUGGACUUACUGUACAUUACAGUCCACUGGUUUCCAAUCUUGUCGAGGUUGUUAAUGAGACGGCUGAAGACGACACAUUGAACUGCACGGUUAUUGCGAAUCCUCCUCCAUGGUAUGUGUGGCGCUCGACCAAUCUGGAGAAGGAAAUAAACGCGGGAUUACCUGUCCUCGUCGUAUCGUCUCUGAGUUCAGGGAACUACACUUGCACGGCCACAAACAGGCUCGGCAGUGUCAGCAAGCUCUUCAUUGUUCAAACCAAACCUAAAGGUGGAAACCGCACCAUUUUCUGGGCUGUCGUUGGACCGUUUGUUGGUUUGGCUCUGGUGAUGAUUGUUGGCUACGCAUUCAGAAAGAGGACUGAAAAGAACUGAGCCAUCAUGAAGCCAUGUCAGACAUUUUUACAAAACUGUGAGUGUACAUACAGGACGAUCACCUGUUCUUAAAGAGAUCAGCUAUGUUUACUACUUCAGAGACAAUCAACUGAAUCAGGCCUUUGGGUUCAGCUCAAACCUCGUGAUUUAAUCACGCGUGAAUUAGCACCACUGUUCCAUGUAUUUUUUUUUAAUGUAUCUAACCUUGGUACGUCAGUCUUUAUCAGAUCUGGAGCUCCAUGUUUUCUACUGUGAAUAUAUGAAUGUGCCUUAGCAGGCCAGAUAAACGGCAGCAGGUGACAAUAUUCUGUCUUGAAUUCUUUAUUUUAUUUAUCUCAUAUUGAAGUUGUUUUAUUUAUUAAACAUACUUAUUAUCUGUGAUGUCAAAGUCUGGUUGUAAACUGGUUUAUUCAGUGGGCAGGGUCGGGUUGACUCAGUGGUUGAUCUGUAGGUUGGGGGUUUGGUUCCCAGCUCUGUUCAGCUGCCACAGUUGGACCACUAAAAGAAACUUGACUUUUUUUAUUUCAUUAUUUGUUUUAUUUUAUUUUCUUUAAACUGUAAGUUGUUUUGAUUAAAAACUCCUGCCAAAUGCUAAAAGUUGCCAAAUUGUUCUUCAGCAUAAACCUAGGAAAGAGUUUUUACAUUUUAUGUCAGGCUCAAGUAUCUAUUUUUAUGUAUAAUUAUAUGAAUAUGUAACCCCUGUCUUUAAUUAUAUCAAGUCUUUAACCUUCAAAGCUGCCUUUAAACUGAACCUUCUAUGAUUGUUUAAAGCAGUGGUCCCCAACCACCAGGCCGCGGACCGAUACCGGUCCGUGGGUCAUUUAUUACCGGGCCGCACAGAAAGAAUGAAUAAUUAGAGUUUUCACUGCUUCUAUUUCAGGUGCUAUUGUCACCCCUAGAUGGAACCAGUGUCUCAUUGCAGCGAAAAAAGCUCAUUUUACAUAGUUUGUGAGCAAUAUUAUUAAAUUCUCCCUUCCCUGCCGAUCUGUGAAAUUAUAUCUUAUAUGAAACCGGUCCAUGGUGCAAAAAAGGUUGGGAAACGCUGCAUUACUAUAAGUAGUCCAUCCUCAGUGAAUCACUCCUGUCCUGUUUUUACAGUUGCAUUUGUUAAUUAUUGUGAACUUUCUUUGUUUAUAUAUAUUUUUGUUUAUGCAUUUUUAGCGCAUCCAAUUGCCCGAUUGCGUCAUGCUUCCUCUCCACUAAUGCUGACCCCACUCUGAUUUGAGGAGAACGAAGCUAACCCACGUCCCCUCCGACACAUGCAUACGGGCAGCAGCCGUAUGCAUUUUGUCACCCACAAUAGGCGAGUGCAAUGCGAAUCAGCCUUGUGUACAGAGAGACACACCCUGAUCCCCACUCUUUCCCUGCCUCUGUGCAGGCGCCAUCAAUCAGCCAGCAGAGGUCGUAGUGCAUCAGUUACAAGGAGUCUCUAUCCGGCUUAAUAACCCACCCCUAUAUGAACAACAGGCCAAUCGUUGUUCAUGUAGCCACUCAGCCCAGUUGGAUGGCAGAGCUGAGAUCGGAUACGAUAUAUUCUAAAUCCCAGCGCUAGCGUGUGUUUUUACCACUGCGCCACCUGAGUGGCCAUUGUGAACUUUCUAAUAGAUAAUUUAAUCGUUGGCACCCGGGUGAUGCAUUGUUAAAUUGCGCUAGCUCACUACCACUGGGAUUCAGAGUUCCACUCCCCAGUGGUGCUAUUGGACAGUUGUGUGUGUACAUACAGACAUUAAAAAUUUAUUACUCAUACAGUAAAGUGUCAUGCUCUGUUAAAAUGUACUCAUUUGUUGUAGCUUAGUAACUUUUCGCAUUUCUGAGCCUGUUCAUAGUGCCUUACUUAGUGUAAUUAUUAAUAAAUGUAAUAGUGGAUGUA